Molecule: messenger RNA, 840 nt
Organism: Talaromyces rugulosus
Lineage: Eukaryota; Fungi; Ascomycota; Eurotiomycetes; Eurotiales; Trichocomaceae
Exons: 3
Coding region: 1-840 (279 amino acids)
Cellular component (GO): extracellular region
Source: RefSeq, a predicted model, not a curated record
AUGAAGGGUUCUAUGAUGCUCGGUGCCUUGUGCGCCAUCGGUGCUGUCGCCGGCCCUGUCGACAAGCGCGCUAUCGUCACUGAUGUCGACCUCACUGUCGUGACUGUCACUGUCACCGACUCGGCUGUCGCAUCCGCCACCUCGACCGCCGCCGACAAUGCUGCCGCUGCCCCCGUUGUCAACGAAGCCCACAAGAACCACCCGGACUUCUCGUGGCCUCCAUGGCCUACCACCACUGAGGUAGCCUCUACGACCGACGUGGCUUCCACCACUGUUCCGCCCAGCAGCACUGUGGCCCCGACCACUACCACCUCGACCAGCGUCGUGCCCUCGUCCACUGGCGACGCCUACCAGAGCAUGCUCCUCGACUCCCACAACAUCCACCGCUCCAACCACUCGGCCCCGGCCCUGACCUGGAACGAGACCCUGGCUGAGAGUGCCCUGGCCCUCGCCAACAGCUGCGACUACCACCACGAUACCUCCCUCGGACCUGCUUCCGGCUACGGCCAGAACAUUGCUUAUGGCGUCGACUCCUCCGAAGUCGACAAGAUCAUCACCGACAUGAUGUACAACGACGAGAUGAUGUACUACCAGGACCUGUACGGUCAGGCCAGCCCUGACAUGUCUACCUUUGAGCACUGGGGCCACUUCUCUCAGAUUGUCUGGGUCAACACUGCCAGCGUUGGCUGUGCCACUGUCACUUGCUCUCCUCUGGCCGAGGCGUACUCCACCGACCCCCUUCCGUUCACCGUUUGCAACUACUUCCCGGCCGGCAACUACGGUGGCGAGUACGCAGACAACGUCCUGGAGCCCAAGGGUGACCCCAUCUCUGUUAUCUAG